Molecule: messenger RNA, 2741 nt
Organism: Phyllostomus hastatus (greater spear-nosed bat)
Lineage: Eukaryota; Metazoa; Chordata; Mammalia; Chiroptera; Phyllostomidae
Gene: HADHA
Product: hydroxyacyl-CoA dehydrogenase trifunctional multienzyme complex subunit alpha
Exons: 20
Coding region: 87-2381 (764 amino acids)
Biological process (GO): fatty acid beta-oxidation
Cellular component (GO): mitochondrial fatty acid beta-oxidation multienzyme complex; mitochondrion
Molecular function (GO): NAD+ binding; long-chain (3S)-3-hydroxyacyl-CoA dehydrogenase (NAD+) activity; enoyl-CoA hydratase activity
Source: RefSeq, a predicted model, not a curated record
CUCGGGGCCAGGCUGCAGGGAGAAAAGUCUUCUGCCCGGCCCCCAGUACUUGAACCUCUUUCCACUUUCGUCCUCUUCUGCUCAAGAUGGUGGCCUCUCGGGCAAUUGGCAUCCUCAGACGCUUCUCGAAUACCUCUAGGACGCUCCGCUGCCCAGGUUAUAUUUGCCGCAACUUUACAAGGUCGUCUGCAUUGCUCUCCAGAACCCAUAUUAACUAUGGACUCAAAGGGGAUGUGGCAGUUGUCCGAAUUAACUCCCCCAACUCAAAGGUAAACACACUGAAUAAAGAACUACAGUCAGAGUUCUUAGAAGUAAUGAAUGAAAUCUGGGCAAAUGAUCAAGUCAGAAGUGCCGUCCUUAUCUCAGCAAAGCCAGGCUGCUUUGUGGCAGGUGCUGACAUCAACAUGAUAGCUUCUUGCAAGACCCCUGAGGAGGUGAGAGAACUAUCACAGGAAGGUCAGAGGAUGUUUGAGAAACUCGAGAAGUCUACGAAGCCGAUUGUGGCGGCCAUCAGUGGAUCCUGCUUGGGAGGAGGCCUCGAGCUUGCCAUUUCAUGCCAAUACCGAAUAGCAACAAAAGAUAAGAAAACAGUACUGGGUGUCCCUGAAGUCUUGCUGGGCCUCUUACCAGGCGCGGGAGGCACACAGAGACUGCCCAAACUGGUGAGCAUACCUUCCGCUUUUGACAUGAUGCUGACUGGCAGGAACAUCCGUGCAGACAGAGCAAAAAGAAUGGGACUGGUUGACCAAUUAGUGGAACCGCUGGGACCAGGAAUCAAACCUCCAGAGGAACGGACAGUUGAAUACCUAGAAGAAGUUGCAGUUACUUUUGCCAAAGGACUAGCUGAUAAGAAAAUCUCCUUAAAGAGAAACAAGGGAUUGAUGGAAAGGUUGACAUCGUUCGCCAUGAGUAUUCCGUUCGUCAGGGAACAAGUGUACAAAAGGGUGGAAGAACAAGUACGAAAGCAGACCAAAGGCCUUUAUCCUGCGCCUCUGAAGAUAAUCGACGUGGUGAAAACCGGGCUUGAACAAGGGAAAGAGGCUGGCUAUCUUGCUGAAUCUCAGAAAUUUGCCGAGCUCGCGAUGACCAAAGAAUCAAAGGCCUUGAUAGGGUUAUACCACGGUCAGGUCGUGUGCAAGAAGAAUAAAUUUGGAACUCCGCAGAAGGAGGUCAAGCACCUGUCCGUUCUUGGCGCAGGGCUGAUGGGGGCCGGCAUCGCCCAGGUCUCCGUGGACAAGGGCAUAAAGACGACGCUCAAAGAUGCUACGCUGGGCGGGCUGAGCCGAGGACAGCAGCAGGUGUUCAAAGGAUUGAAUGAUAAAGUGAAGAAGAAAGCUCUGACAUCAUUCGAAAGAGACUUCAUUUUCAGCAACUUGACUGGGCAGCUUGAUUACCAGGGUUUCGAAAAGUCCGACAUGGUGAUUGAAGCAGUUUUUGAGGACCUCAAUCUUAAGCACAAAGUGCUAAAGGAAGUGGAAGCGGUGAUCCCGGAGCACUGCAUCUUUGCCAGCAACACGUCAGCUCUCCCAAUCAAUGAAAUCGCCGCCGUCAGCAAAAGGCCCGAGAAGGUGAUCGGCAUGCACUACUUCUCUCCUGUGGACAAGAUGCAGCUGCUGGAGAUCAUCACAACGGAGAAAACAUCUAAAGACACAAGUGCUUCCGCUGUAGCUGUGGGCCUCAGGCAGGGGAAGGUCAUCAUCGUGGUCAAGGACGGACCUGGCUUCUACACCACGAGGUGUCUCGCACCCAUGAUGUCCGAAGUCCUCCGAAUUCUCCAGGAAGGAGUGGGCCCUAAGAAGCUGGACUCCCUGACCACAAGCUUUGGUUUUCCUGUCGGUGCUGCCACGCUGGUGGAUGAAGUUGGCGUGGAUGUAGCAAAACACGUAUCGGAAGAUCUAGGCAAAGCCUUUGGGGAGAGAUUUGGAGGUGGAAGCCCAGAACUGCUGAAACAGAUGGUGUCCAAGGGCUUCCUGGGUCGCAAGUCUGGGAAGGGCUUUUACAUCUACCAGGAAGGCGUGAAGAGUAAGAACUUGAAUUCCGACAUGGACAGUGUUUUGGCAGGUCUGCAGGUGCCUCCUAAGGCUGACGUGUCCUCUGACGAAGACAUCCAGUACCGCCUGGUGACCAGGUUCGUGAACGAGGCUGCCCUGUGCCUGCAGGAAGGCAUCUUGGCCACCCCCGCAGAGGGAGACAUCGGAGCGGUCUUCGGGCUCGGCUUCCCCCCCUGCCUUGGAGGGCCCUUCCGCUUCGUGGACCUGUUCGGCGCGCAGAAGGUCGUGGACCGGCUCCGGAAGUACGAGGCCGCCUACGGAAAACAGUUCACCCCGUGCCAGCUGCUAAUUGACCACGCCAACAGCCCCAACAAGAAGUUUUACCAGUGAGCGGGCCCUCGACCCCUGCUCGCCCGCCUGCCCACUAACCCCGACUCCCGGCAGCGCUGGCCCUCCAGCGGAGCGGCGUCUCGGUUGUCAGUAACCUCAAAGGAAACAGACUCGGGCAUUGGGUGUGUGCCUUGAUUCAAGUGCCUUCAGCUAUGACUGUCCCUCCCUCCUGGCGAAGUCUGGCUGUGUUUGCACUUCAUGUUGGGAGGUGGGACCCGCUGUCCUUGUGACUCUGUAAGCCCCGAGACCCAGACUGGCCGCGUUCCUGCCUGGAGGCCGGCGGCGGCCAACAGUGGUGAGAGCAAUUACGCAUUUGGCCAAACACAGGAUAACAAUAAAAACCAAACUUAUUUAUCAGCC